Molecule: messenger RNA, 3047 nt
Organism: Cydia pomonella (codling moth)
Lineage: Eukaryota; Metazoa; Arthropoda; Insecta; Lepidoptera; Tortricidae
Product: alkaline phosphatase-like
Exons: 13
Coding region: 1124-2911 (595 amino acids)
Biological process (GO): dephosphorylation
Molecular function (GO): alkaline phosphatase activity
Source: RefSeq, a predicted model, not a curated record
UUGUGAUAUUUAGGAAGUGAAUAACGAGGAAAUGGGUAUUUUUGUCCAAAUCUUAUACCGUACGUGUAUGGUCGUUACCUGUAUCUACAGGUGAAAAGAGCUUUUUCUCAUUAACAUAGAAACAUUACAUUAAAAUAGCGGAACUAUUCGAGGCUCAUUUCAAGGUCGUGUCGCCGCUGGGCCCAUCAAGGGCCACCAAAAAAAAACCUUGACAAAUUGACUAAGUUUCGACUAAAUUGUGAGGCCAUGCGUGUUUAUGUUAUCCGAUCGAGAAAUUCCCCCAAUCAUAAUUCUCAGAAUUAUGAGGACUUUAUUUAAUUUGUUCUUUCGCGCAUAGCUAAUUUAAUCAAAUACGAAUUCUAUCAACCAAAUUAUUUAAAUGUUCACUAGAUUUUUAAACUAAACAUGACUAAGAUAUUAAGACAAGGAUACAAAAACAUUGUACUUACGAUUCCAUAAAUAAAAUGAAUUCAAAUCUCUAAAACCAGAGAAUAUAGACACUUAAUGCUCAUCAAAAUUGCAGCUUAAGUUUUACCACGAAAUAAUACAAAAGAAACCUCAAUUAAAAAGUACAAUCAUUUGAUUUCAAUACUAAAAAACAUUUUUAAGCAUAUGCAGCAUUUUGAAGCGGCAUCGGCACUCACGCCUGCGCUCUGGGAACUCUAACAUCGGUUAAGAUUCAGUGGACUCGUAAGCCUCCGCUGGCGCGGUUCGGUACGGACAGGGACACCCACUCAAUCGGUACGAAUUCGAAACUCUACGAUCGCGUAACGUUCGUGAACACGCAGUGUUCGGGCAGUGGACACAUUUCAGAAUAUUCCGGUUUAAUAAAAAACUUCUUAAAUUUUUCCUCAAGUAGUUUGAGUCGUUUUAGAAAACUUAAUAGUGUUAGUGUCUUUACAGUUUAUUGUGUAGUGUUUAAGAAAUUACUUGGUUCUUGUAGAAAAUUAAAUAAAGUUAAGAUUGUGCAAGAUUCGAGCGUUCUUCUCUGAGCUCUGAGUUCUACAAAUUUAAAGAUUACGAGAUGUGACUGGAACAAGAUUGCUCUGCGCAAAAGAUGAGUGAAACUUGUGGGAUUCAUUCAAGAAGGUGUCUAGACUAGUACCGAUGCAGCUGCGGAAUCAUGAGUACUUGGUACUGCAUCGUGUUUAUGAUGUCCACGAUAAGUACCGGCAUUCUGUCACCGGCACCCCUCAAGACGGAGGCAAACGAGCCUUAUGAUCGCCAUUACUGGUACACGCAGGCGCAAGAAACGCUGCAGAAAAGGCUGCAGUACGCUUCCGACAAGAAACCUAUAGCGAAGAACGUGAUCCUGGUGGUCGGCGAUGGCAUGAGCCUGACGACGGCCACUGCGGCCAGGAUACUGCGCGGCCAGCGCAGAGGUCAGACGGGAGAAGACACCGACUUAGCCUGGGACACGUUUCCAGCGGUCGCCUUAGCCAAGACAUACAAUGUGGAUGCUCAAACUGGCGAAUCAUCUGCUUGCGCCACGGCUCUUCUAUGCGGAGUGAAGGCGCGGUACGAGACCUUGGGCCUAGAUGCUGGUGGAAGAUUCAACAGCUGCGCCUCCGCGAUCAACUCAAAGGUCACCUCACUGAUCGACUGGGCUCAUGAAGCUGGAAAAUCAAGCGGCAUAGUAACGACGGCGCGCAUCACUCACGCAACACCGGCAGCGUUGUACGCGCAUGCACCUUCCAGAUAUUGGGAGGAUGACAGUCGAGUUCCUCCAACUGUGAGGAAGGACUGCAAGGACAUCGCAAUGCAGCUGGUGGAGAAUGAGCCGGGGAGAAGCAUCAAUGUAAUUAUGGGAGGAGGCAGAAGACAUUUCUUGCCCACGGUAACCCCGGAUCCCGAACACCCGAGUCGAGAAGGUCGCAGACUCGACGGGAGGAACCUGGCAGAAGACUGGGCCAGGGAGAAGAAACGAAGACGGUUACGAGCCCAGUACAUACACUCUAAGGACCAGCUAGCUAAACUCGAUCCAAGAUCCGUAGAUUAUCUAUUAGGUUUAUUUGAAUAUUCUCACAUGGAAUUCAACGCGGAACGAGGCGCUGUCACGGACGCCGAGGAGGGCUCGGCCGACGGGUCCGCGGUGAAGGCUGACGACCCAUCCCUCUCAGAUAUGACCCGCGCGGCCCUCUCUAUAUUGCUGAAGAACGACAAGGGAUUCUUCUUGCUUAUUGAGGGUGGGCGAAUAGAUCACGCACACCAUUACAAUAAUCCAUACAGAGCGUUGGACGAAACGUUGGAGUUGGAGACGGCGUUGUUGGCAGCAUUGGAGCGAGUCAACCCAACUGAAACUCUUAUCGUGGUCACGGCAGAUCACGGACACGUGAUGACCUUUGGUGGCCAGGCCACACCUCGCGGCCAUCCCGUUUUGGGUGCGGACACUAUGGUAUCCGAUAUUGAUGGCCUACGCUACACAACGUUGCUUUACGGUACGGGGCCGGGCCACGCGGAACCUCGGGCCAUCCCGGCUAACGGCACCAUCACGUCACCGGACUCUGUGCACGCUGCCGCUGCGCCGCGACAAUGGGCCACCCAUGGAGGAGAAGACGUGCCUGUUUAUGCUUUAGGACCCAUGGCGACGGUAUUGUUCGCGGGCGUGGUGGAGCAGAGCUACAUCCCCCACGCAAUCGCCUACGCGGCGUGCCUCGCACACCAGUCGCGGAGAUGCCAGGAAAAGAUUAACUUUACUCAGCCACAGGUACAACCUCCCAAAUGUGUACCACCCGAAGUCAGCAGCGUGGCCGCGGAAGACAACCGCGAGCCGGCCGGCGGUCGCCGCGUCGUUGUCGCGUCCAGCGUUAUGUCCGACGAACGCGUCCCCCGAUCUUCCGCGAUCGUCCACUUCACAGGCCUCAUAAAUAUAAUCCUUAGUUUAAGUGCGUUAUGGUCUAUUAUUAAUUAAAAUCACACCUUGCUUUUCACGAUUUGUUUUACACAUAAUAGUUAGAUAAUGAAAAUUUGUACAGGGAAGAUUAUAGAAAUACGGAUCGGAUUAUUGUAAAUAAAAUUAGUCGUUGUAAAUAAAGAUGAUAAAUGUU